CCGGACCUGUGAAAGGGUUUCUUGCGCGGAACGCUUCUCAUAAUCCUUGUUUCCGCCCGUGCGUAUUUGACAAACGCAACGCGGAAAUUACGCAGUUGACAAGCGUUUGUUUUAAGCGGCGCAAGAGGAACGUGUGUAGCGUGCGAGCUUGUUUUGGCCUCUCGUCCUUCACCAUGAUCAUCCCUGUUCGCUGCUUCACUUGUGGGAAAAUCGUUGGGAACAAAUGGGAGGCGUAUUUAGGUCUUCUUCAAGCAGAGUAUACAGAGGGUGAUGCUCUCGAUGCUCUGGGUUUGAAGAGAUACUGCUGUCGCCGGAUGCUUCUGGCCCACGUGGAUCUUAUCGAGAAGUUGUUGAAUUACGCACCGCUGGAGAAAUGAGGAGCUUUCUGAAGAUUAAACUGAACUGAAGAUGAAAAUCCCACUAGGAAUAUUUCCAAAGACUUGAUCCUAAUGAAAGAUAUACAGACGUGGGCUACAGACCACAUCUGAAGAUGCUUAUGUGAUGACUGUUUAUUCGCAUUUUGUUUAUUUGCAUUUUCUUAAAUAAAGAUUGAAAUAUA
This is a messenger RNA of Megalobrama amblycephala (Wuchang bream), 559 nucleotides long. RefSeq names its product RNA polymerase II, I and III subunit L (gene polr2l). The transcript has 3 exons. The record is from RefSeq and is a predicted model, not a curated record. The coding region runs from base 174 to 377 and encodes 67 amino acids. Gene Ontology annotation, molecular function: zinc ion binding; DNA binding; DNA-directed RNA polymerase activity. Gene Ontology annotation, biological process: tRNA transcription by RNA polymerase III; transcription by RNA polymerase I; transcription by RNA polymerase II. Lineage: Eukaryota; Metazoa; Chordata; Actinopteri; Cypriniformes; Xenocyprididae. Gene Ontology annotation, cellular component: RNA polymerase I complex; RNA polymerase III complex; RNA polymerase II, core complex.